This is a messenger RNA of Bicyclus anynana (squinting bush brown), 1110 nucleotides long. RefSeq lists its product as uncharacterized. The transcript is spliced from 2 exons. Bases 1 to 1110 code for a protein of 369 amino acids. The record is from RefSeq and is a predicted model, not a curated record. Lineage: Eukaryota; Metazoa; Arthropoda; Insecta; Lepidoptera; Nymphalidae.
AUGCAAGUGCAAGAAAAAUACAACUGGUUAGAAAGAACAAUCAAAUCAUCUAUUCAACAAAGGACUAAUAACAAAGACCUAUCUGACAAGUGGAAGUCUGCUAAAACUACCAAUCUUCUUAAUGAACGAGCUGACCUAAUCAAUGGAAAAAGUACUAACGACAGACGAAAGAAAAUAGCAAAACUCAGCAAAGAAAUAAAAGAAAGUAUAAGAAAAGACAGAACUCAGAGAAGAAUGGAAACAAUGGAGAGACACAUUUUGCAGACAGGAGGAAUAAAAAAGGCUAAUAAGGAGCUAAAUAACACAAAGGACUGGAUCGUACAGAUGAAAGAUGAUAAUAGAUUGAAAGAAAACCGACGACAAGGAAUUUUAGGAAUCGCUACAUCUUAUUACAAGAAACUAUACGAAUGUACUAGAGUGGAAGAAGAAAUAGAAAUGUUAGAAAUGUCAACCGUACCCAGUAUCAUGCAGGAAGAAGUAGAAUUCGCUCUAGAAACUCAAAAAGACGAUAAAGCUCCGGGACCAGACGGAAUAAGCAACGAAUUAUUAAAACAAACAAAACAGGUAAUAACACCUAUUCUCAAAGAAAUCUUCAAUGAUAUCACAAAUUCAGAAUCGAUUCCACAGCAAUGGACUGAAUCUAAUAUAAUCCUUUUGUACAAAAAAGGGGAUCAGUACGAUAUCGGAAACUACCGGCCUAUAAGUCUGAUGUCCAACGUAUAUAAAAUAUUUGCUAAAAUUAUACUCAAACGAAUUGAAAGAAAACUUGAUGAACAACAGCCAGUAGAACAGGCAGGCUUCAGAAAAGAAUACUCGGUUCUUGAUCAUAUCCAUGCUGUUAGACAAAUCAUUGAGAAGUAUGGGGAAUAUCAACUUAAAUACUACAUAGCAUUUGUCGAUUAUAGCAAGGCUUUCGACUCGCUAUUACAUACGAAAAUCUGGGUGGCGUUGAAUGACCAAGGAUGUGACCUUAAAAGUAAAAAGGCUAAAAUGGAAGUGGUCGGGACACAUGAUCAGAGGAAAGGACAAGUGGAGCAAAAUAAUUACACAGUGGUAUCCAAGAGAAGGGAAAAGGAACAGAGGAAGGCAACAAAAAAGAUGGGAAGAUGA